Messenger RNA from Penicillium salamii, 1740 nucleotides. Lineage: Eukaryota; Fungi; Ascomycota; Eurotiomycetes; Eurotiales; Aspergillaceae. The record is from the annotation of a GenBank genome assembly.
AUGUCGUCGGUCGCUGAAAUCCCCGUUGUUUCCUCCGAGAAGAACCCCCACAAUGAAUCCGCUCCCGUGCAUGACAUCAAUCUCCUCGGGAAGGGCAGCCCGGGUGUCCGUCGCAUUGAGAUAAUCACCUCUUAUUUCAAACUGGUCGAUCGGGUCUUCUUGUUUCUGGCGAUUUUCCUGAUCGCCUAUGUGUAUGGAUUGGACGGAACGGUUCGCUAUACAUACCAGCCAUAUGCCACGCAGAGCUAUAGCCAGCACAGUUUGCUUGCUACGAUUAAUGUUCUUCGAGCUGUUAUUGCUGCCGCUGCGCAGCCCACCGCGGCCAAGAUUGCAGAUGUGUUCGGGAGAGUGGAGUUGAUCAUUGUAUCCAUUGUGUUCUAUACUGUGGGCACAAUUGUUGAGACAUGCGCAAAGAAUGUUUCUGCCUUUGCGGCCGGUGCUGUGAUCUAUCAGAUCGGAUACACCAGUAUCAUGCUUCUGGUCGAAGUAUUGAUUGCCGACGUUACAUCCUCUCGAUCUCGUCUAUUGUUCUCUUACGUCCCGGCGCUGCCUUUCAUCAUCAACACUUGGAUCAGCGGAAACCUGACAGAGGCCGUUUUGAAGGUUACCACAUGGCAAUGGGGUAUUGGCAUGUUUGCCAUUAUUUACCCUAUCUGCGCCAUUCCCCUUGUCACGGUCCUUUUCAUCGUUCAGCGUCGCUCGAAGAAGGCCGGAUCGCUGGAGUCAUACAAAAGCUCACUUGAGCUUUUGGGCGGAAGAAAGAUGGCAGCAGAGCUCUUUUGGCACCUUGAUAUUGUCGGCAUGAUCUUGAUGAUUGCCAUGUUGGCUUGCAUCCUGGUUCCUUUCACACUUGCUGGUGGCGUGACUGCUCAGUGGAAGACUGCCAAGAUUAUUGCACCACUCGUUAUUGGAAUUCUCCUGAUUCCCGUCUGGGUCUAUUGGGAGAGAACUUGCAAGCACCCCAUGGUGCCAUUUAAGCUUCUUCAAGACCGUGCUGUCUGGGGUGCGCUUGCAAUUCCUAUCUGGCUCAACACUGCCUGGUACCUUCAGGGAGAUUUCCUCUACACUGUUCUGUACGUCAGCUUUGACGAGUCGAUUCUCAGUGCGACCCGCAUUACCUCACUUUACAGCUUCGUAUCUGUCAUCACCGGUGUUAUCCUUGGCUUCAUCGUUAUCAGAGUCCGCCAGCUGAAGCCUUUCAUUGUUGCUGGAACGGUCUUGUUCACUGUUGCUUUUGGACUUUUGAUUCAUUUCCGAGGUGGAACUUCCGGCUCCAGCCACUCCGGUGUUAUUGGUGCACAGGUCCUUCUGGGAAUUGCUGGUGGAAUGUUCCCAUACCCCGCUCAAGCCAGUAUCCAAGUUGCCUCAAGGCAUGAAAACCUCGCCGUCAUCACCGGUCUGUUCCUUGCCGCCUACAACAUUGGCAGUGCUCUUGGAAACACCAUCUCGGGUGCGAUUUGGAACCAGGUAUUGCCCGGUGAGCUUAUCAACAGGCUUGGCAACGAGACCCUGGCCGCAUAUGUCUAUGCGAAGCCCCUUGAAUUCGCAGCCGCUACGCCCGUUGGCACAGCCGAUCGCGACAACGUUAUUUUGGCCUACCAACACACCCAGCGUCUGCUUUGCAUCACAGGUAUCUGUCUCACGGUGCCGCUGAUCGCCUUUGCUAUGGUGAUUCGUAACCCGAUCCUUACCAAGGAGCAGACUUUGGCGAAGGCCGAGGAGACUAGCGACUCUGAGUGA